AUGGGCAUGGCGAGUUUGGCAUUACGGAUGAUGAUUUUGGCGCUAUUUUGUUUCUGGGCGGAAGCAGAGUACUUGAAAUACAAAGACCCAAAGCAGCCAUUGAGUGACAGAAUCAAGGACUUGAUGAGAAGAAUGACACUUGAAGAGAAAAUUGGGCAGAUGACCCAGAUUGAUCGAAAGAAGCCAGUUCUGAUUUCUCAUUGCCUUCCAACUUAUCGAGACUUUCUUUCAACUGUUAUCAAUAGAACUUUGAUUAGGGAUCCCGAACUUGUUAAGAAAAUAGGGGCGGCGACUGCUCUUGAAGUUAGGGCCACGGGCAUCCCAUACACUUUUGCUCCCUGUAUUGCGGUUUGCAGGGACCCAAGAUGGGGUCGCUGUUUUGAAAGCUACAGUGAAGAUCAUAAAAUAGUUCAGGCAAUGACCGAGAUAAUUCCUGGAUUACAAGGAGAUUUACCAACCAACUAUCCAAACAAUUUUCCAUUUAUAAAUGGGAGGACGAAAGUUGCAGCAUGUGCGAAGCACUUUGUAGCAGAUGGUGGCACGAUCAAUGGUAUCAAUGAGAAUAACACUGUCAUAGACUGGAACGACUUGCUUCGCAUCCAUAUGCCUGCAUAUCUCGAUUCCAUUAGAAAGGGUGUGGCAACAGUGAUGAUAUCUUUAUCAAGUUUGAACGGGAUGAAGAUGCAUGUUAACUAUGAUCUUAUCACUGGAUACCUCAAGAAAAAGCUCAAAUUCAAAGGUUUUGUCAUAUCAGAUUCUGAGGGCCUUGAUAAGAUUACCUCCCCACCGCAUGCUAACUAUACUUAUUCAGUUCAAGCUAGUAUUCUUGCUGGAAUUGACAUGGUUCUACUUCCUGAGAAAUACAUAGAGUUCAUUGAUGACCUGACUUUACUGGUGAAGAAAAAUGUCAUCCCUAUGAGCAGAAUUGAUGAUGCUGUUGAGAGGAUACUAAGGAUUAAAUUUAUUUUGGGUCUAUUUGAGAACCCAAUAGCUGAUCUCACCUUAGUAGAUCAAAUCGGAAGUCAGGAACAUAGAGAGUUGGCCCGAGAAUCUGUGAGGAGAUCACUUGUCCUUCUGAAAAACGGGAAAAAUCAUGAUGGGCCGAUGCUUCCCCUUCCAAAGAAAGCACCGAAGAUACUUGUGGCCGGGAGCCAUGCUCACAAUAUUGGUAAUCAAUGUGGAGGAUGGACUAUAGAAUGGCACGGUCUUCCCGGUAACAUUACAAUUGGUAUGUUCUGAAAUUAAAUUUUAGCUGCAGGUACAUAAUGUUCAAACUAAGAAUAACGCAAAUAUGCAUAUCAGACGUGUU
Molecule: messenger RNA, 1309 nt
Organism: Olea europaea var. sylvestris
Lineage: Eukaryota; Viridiplantae; Streptophyta; Magnoliopsida; Lamiales; Oleaceae
Product: beta-glucosidase BoGH3B-like
Exons: 8
Coding region: 1-1239 (412 amino acids)
Biological process (GO): glucan catabolic process
Molecular function (GO): beta-glucosidase activity
Source: RefSeq, a predicted model, not a curated record